GAAAGGAGGGAAGGACGGAACGUAUGCAUGCAAGAAGAGUACACAGUGUGUAUGCGAGUUUUCUUUCUGAAUCGUCCUGUGGGUGUCAAGUAUGGCAAGUACCAACCAAUCAGCGGAUGGGCACAUGUCCUUAACCGAAGGUGGCAUCUCUGUAAAGCGUGAGCCGGUGGAUGACGGAUACGAUGACUCUGACUGUACGCUACUGGAGCGGUUAGGCAGAGGACUGAUACCACCAGACAUGGAUGAUAUCGAUGAAAGUCUGGAUGCUGACAAUGAAGUCCUUGAGGAUUUUGACUCAAGUUGUGUUGAUGGAAAUAUUUCAGACAGGACAGUAGUACAGACAAAUUAUUCAGUGCGGUUAUUAAGACAAUUUCUUAAAGACCAACGAGAAAGUGACCUGAAAUUCGAGAACUAUGAGACAGCAAAGUUGAAUAACAUUCUAGGCAAUUUUUACGCUGGAUUAAGAAGACCAGGGGGAAUUAAGUACAGAAAAUCAUCGAUGCAGGCAAUCAGAGCUGGCCUUGCCCGUUACAUAAGUGUGUAUCGCCGUGACAAUAUUGUUUUGGGAAGAGACUUCAAAACUGCUAAUUCAGUGUUUCAGUCUGUGUGCAGCUUUCUCAGUUUAGAAGGAAAAGGAGAUGUUGAUCAAAAGGAGAUACUAGCAAAAGAGGACCUUGAAAAACUCUACCUCUCCAAGGCAUUUUCAACUUCCACACCAACAGGCUUGCUGAACAAAGUUUGGUUCGAAGUUUGCAUCAAUUUCUGUAGUAAAGGGCGAGACAGUCAGAGGGAAUUAACUCCGGAUGUUUUCCAAUUCCAAACAGAUGAUCAAGGAAAAGAAUAUGUGACAAUGAAGCCGGAAGCUUUAAAGGUCCAUGGUAAGAAAAGAAAGCCUGUACGGAUGUACUCAACUGGAGACCAACGCUGCCCAGUCACAAGCUUGAAGCUCUACCUUGCAAAGCGCAAUCCUGGUUGCCCUUCAUUCUUUCAGAGACCGCUAGACACUGGGUUUGGAAGUCGAGCCAUUGGCAUAAAUGCACUUGGAAAAAUGAUGAUUGAUAUUUCAAGAUCUGCCGGACUGUCUAAAGUAUACCCAAAUCGCGCCAUCAGGGCAACAGCACAAGUGUUACUUAUUGAUGUUGGAGAUCAUCAGAAGUUGGUCAAUGUGCCCCCCAGUAUAUCAGAGAAUGCAUCUUCACAGAAAACGAUACAGAGUAUUGGGCAAGUCAAUCCAACAGGAAAUAUGUUAGUUUUCUUUCAACCACAAGUAGCAGGUAUUUCUCAAAUAGCGAGUGUUCCUGAGACUGCUGGAAAUACGUUAAAAGGCCCCGGAAUACCAAGUGUACCUCAGACUGUGGGAAAUAAUGUAGUACAAGGACCACAAAGAGCAAGGGAUCCUCAGACUGCGAAAAAUUAUGAAGUACAAGGCCUCCAAAUUGCAAGUGUUCCUCAGACUGAGGAAAAUAAUGUAGCACAAGGCCAGAGCAAUGUUCAAAAUGAGCCAGAAAAUGCACCACAAAAACAACCACAUUUGUCACAAGUACUAAACAAAACAUUAGUGUCAGACAGUGAAAAUAUUCCAUUAAAUAACACAACAAUGUCUGACGGUCAAAAUAUUCCAGUGAAUAACACAACAAAGUCUGACAGUCAAAAUGUUACAGUAGAUGAAGCUACAAUGCUAGACAGUGAGGACAAAAGUGAAUCAAGCACAAUAAGGAACUUGAAUAUUCCUAAAUCUUCAAUGUGUAUGAAGAGAUGGUACCUUAAAGAUGUCAUAACAAGAAGUGACCUAGAAUGUCUGUAUGCCUCCAAGGCUUUUUUAAUUGACACGCCAACAGGCUUGCUUAACAAGGUAUGGUUUGAGGUUGGCCUCCAUUUCUGUGAUGGACGAAAAAGUCAGAGAUACCUUUCCCCUGAGGUUUUCCUGUUUGUUACAGAUGAGGAAGGAUGUGAAUAUGUAACAAUAAGACCAGAAGCUUAUAAAGCCCAUGGAGUAAAUUUAAGAUCAAACCAGAUGUAUUCCACUGGCGGACCACUGUGUCCUGUUGAAAGCCUGAAGCUGUACCUGUCUAAGAGACAUCCAUCUUGCCGAGCAUUUUUCCAGAGACCCAUAGUAGAUUCUGCAUUUAGAUAUCGUCCAACUUGGUACGAGUGUCAGCCGGUUGGCAAGAAUGCUCUUGGAAAAAUGAUGGCCUUGAUCUCAAGAAUUGCAGGACUGUCCAAAAUAUACCCAUGUUGCUCUUUAAAAGCAACAGCUGAAUUUGGCCUCGCAGAUGACGGACUACAGCUUAGAAGACUUAUUUCUUCUGUGGAAGAGCUGAUGAAGGCAUCUGUUUCCAGUGAUAAGAAAACAGUUGGUCAGAGCCAUGAAAAAUCACCUCAUCUAGGUAGUGUUACUUCGGAUAAAGGUGAUAAUGCAGUAAGGUCAGAUGACGGUUUGCCUUGCAUUCCCAAAUGCAACAUGUUACCAAAAGAAACCCCUGAGGAGCAACAAUACUUUGAUAAUAUCACUUCAAAAACUAAAGUGGUGGAAGAAUCAGAUUUUGCUGUUGAUACUGACAGUUCAUCCAACUCUUCUACAUCAGAGAGUGAGAGAAAUCUCUCUGAACUCAGUAACGAGUAUGAUCUUCAAGAGAAUCAGGAUGAGCGUGAACAAGACUUCAUGGAGAUUGCUGGAAAUGACGAUUCACUGUCCCAUCGGCCUGGUAGAGAUAACACAGCCAGUACAAGUAGUGUGCAAGAAGUCCUACAGAGCCUGUUGAGAGAACCAGAUGUCAAUGUGAGAAUGGUUAUAGAACGUCUCCUGCAGCAGAAUGACGAUAUCCUGGCCCAGAUGGACCCAACCCCACUGAAGUCUAAGCCAAAGAGUAGCUUCACUGCUAAUCAUGACAGUUCAAGGAGUGGUGACCUUGCUGCUUCAGAUGAGCUUCUUGAGAAAGGAGUGACAGAUCAUGGCCCGCCAGUUGACACGGAGCUGGUGUGUGCGGUGAGCUCCAAAAUUGUGCUGGUAGGCUCUGAGGGACAGCCCCUUCAGCUUGACAUGGAGUACUUUUUCUGUAACUUCUGCAGCCACAAGUCUAAAACCAAGAUCGGGCUCCUUGUGCAUAUACAGGAGCACAGAUUUCACUGCAAAUACUGUAAAUACCAGGCUUUCUCCAGAGCUAGUGUAAUUGCACAUUGUGCUCAGGAGCAUGAGGAAUUUCAAAGCACUGCCAAGGCAUUAAAGUAUCUCACCCAUGUGCCAGACAUUGCUGCCAAGUCCGAGAUGAAGAAAAGAAAGGCAGAUGAAGAUACUGAGCAAAGCAAAGUGGCUAAAAGGGCCAAGGUUGAUGAAAUGCCAAGUCUAAGCAUGGAAGUGGAUGAAAUCAGUGAUGGUGAUAUAGCCACAAAUGGUACAACUGAUAAAAUCAUAAUUGCUCGAAACAGUGGUGUAAAAGCCCAUACUGCAGCACAAUCUCUACAAGAAGGUGUGUCUUUGCCUACAUCUGGUGGAAGGUACUUGCUAGUUCCAACAGGGAUGCCCUUUAUUCCACAGGGGCAGACUAACUUUGCCCCUAAUGUUUCCUCCAGCUUACCAGUCAUACAAAAUGUCAUGAGCAAAAAUAAAGAAGUAGAUAAUGCUCUUAUUGAGUCACCUGUAAAACGAGCAUUAGCGAUGAAAGUUUCAUCUGGCUCUGCCCAUCCUGCAUCUGUGACUUCUAACAAACCAGCUUCAUCUCUUCCACCAAGUGCUACUCCACCAGUAACUGUAUCUUCAGGUCUUUGCUGGAACUGUGGCUAUUGUGGCUUUGUAACUCUAAGCCAGUCUUUCUUAAAAAUCCAUUUGAAUUACAUGCACCAAGGCCAGGCCCACAAAUAUGUUGCAAUGCUUGUGUCAAGCGAAGAGGAACUGACCAAAAUCAAGGAAUCCGAUGCCAAACUUAGUUCUAAUCCACAACAGGGGCAGGUAAUUCAAACUUCACAGCUUUAUCACAAACAAAGCACUCCUGAAAAUUUGGGCUCGAAAAGUAAUAAUAUUUCCGGUAAGGAAAAUCCCCAAAUUGAAUUGGACAAUGCGGAACAAGUGGAUGUUGAGCAACUUGAGAAAUCCAUACCAAUCUCAUUCAAGUGUGCUCACUGCAACUUUACAUCUGCAGAGGAACUGAGUGUCAAGUAUCACAUGUUUCAGAGACAUGCUGGCAGUGUCCUGUAUGGCUUAGAUAUGAAGGCAGUGAAACUAAGAAAGAAGAGAUAUGUAUUCUACUGCUUAAAGAAAAACUGUAAAUACUUCACAAAGGAUCUGCAGGAAUUCAGGAGUCACAUAGACUCCUGCACACCUUGGUUGGAAGAUAAUGCUCCUAAAGACGUUGAUCCAACCGUUAUAAAAUCGCUUGAACUGACCAAAAAGUUCAUUGAAAAGAACUCCAUGUCAGGGGAAUUUACAAAAGAAAGCCGCAUUUAUAAUACUGCAGAUUUUGGCUGCUCAUAUUGCUCCUACAUAUCUAACAACAACACAAGACUGAAGAAGCAUGUCCUUAUGAACCAUUCUGAGGCCAGGUGUUUGUUUCAAGACCUCCAUGCAACUCAGAAAGGACCGGUGUACUUCUGUAAAACUUGCCUCUGGGAAACACGCACUCAGGACAGCCUGGUAACGCACAAUGAACAAAAACACAGUGAUGUCCCAGCUGUUUCUUCCUCAUCCAAGACUGGACAAAGCAGUCUAGAAACAUGUACUGACAGUGCUGACAAAGAAAAUAGCUCUGACAGUGUUGGCAGAGAAAAAAGUAUUGAGAGUGUGGACACAGAAAAUAGUGUUGAUAGUGUUAUGACAGUAAAAAGUGAGCCAGGCUUGGAAAAUGAUCCGAACAAGGAGACAUUGGCUGAUACAACUCUUGACAUGUAUGAAGGUAUUGUAAGUAAAGAGACGUAUGAAAGUGCACUUACUGAAUACCUUAAGGCAGAGAACAAACUACCACCCACUCCUCCUAGAUCCUCUGGCAGACCAGCAAGAGGGGCUGCUUUGAAAUGCAAAUUGAGCUUUCAGUCUGUACAGGCACCUGAUCUGUACCGCUGUCUGUACUGCACCCAGUAUUGCUUUGGUAUCAGUCUUGUACGAAAACACAUGAGAGAUAAGCACAAGCUUAAGGCCCUACAGGCCAUUGAUGUCAAGAAACAGAGCGAGAGAGAUUCUGAAGGUCAUGUCAUUAACAUUUGUCCAGCUGAAAACUGUCUUGUUUAUUCAUUUAAUUUUGAGAACCUAAUUUUGCAUGCGGAAAAACGUCAUGAAAUGUCAUUAGCUCAUCAUGACCUAAAUCGGCUGGCCAAAGCUAAUCAGAAAACUGUCUUUGUAGCAACUGGGAACAAAAAGGGUCAGCAGAACCCAGAAGAAACUUUCAAAUGUCUUUAUUGCCCUAUGAGUGAGACUUUUCACUCCGGAUUAGAUAUAAAGAAACAUUUGAUUGCGAAACAUAAUGGUGAAGAAUUUGUGUACCGGGACUGUUUUGCCAGAAAGUUGAAUAAAACGUCUAGAAUCUAUACAUGUCAUGACAUGGACUGUGAGUUCACGACAGAAGUUCAGAAUGACUACCUCAUGCACGUCUAUGCACACAAUAAGACGAGAAUCUAUGAAUGCUCCGCUUGUCAGUGGUUUACGGCCAACAAGGAGAUAUCAGAGGGGCACAUUAGCAAAGUGCAUUCUGGGGAAUCGGUGGCCAUGAUUGCUCUGGAGCUACAACUGACCAGCAGUGGGAGCAUUGUGAAACUGGUUGAUGGAUCUGCUGUUAAAGUGGAGAAAUCGAAUGGUUUAUAGAUUUGUAAUGAACUUAUGUGUAAAUCAGGGAUUGCUAUUUCUGAAGUAGUGACGUUUUAUUAAGAUAGUGAGGUUUUAACAGUAAAUCUUAUUUGUGGUAAGAGAAAUUGGUGUUAUUGUCUGUUAGAAUUUACAAGUAUUUUGUCAUUUUUGUGUGCAAUGUAUAUCAAUGAAAAGGAACCAACAUCUUAAUGAAACCUUUAUGUUAAUCAUGUUUACUUGAACAAAGAAUUUCAACCAAGAUACUUUUGUUAAUGAUGCUUUUAUGUAUGUUUAUUUGUAUUGAAGUUUCUACACCAUGUUUUUUCUCUUUUUCAUGCAACAUGUACAUGUAUGCAUUUGAUGGUUUUUGCACCACUUUUUUGACAUUAAAAUAAUGUCCUAAA
This is a messenger RNA of Mya arenaria, 6174 nucleotides long. RefSeq lists its product as uncharacterized. Bases 92 to 5788 code for a protein of 1898 amino acids. The transcript is spliced from 10 exons. The record is from RefSeq and is a predicted model, not a curated record. NCBI's taxonomy places the organism in Eukaryota, Metazoa, Mollusca, Bivalvia, Myida, Myidae.